CUCCGCCCGUCGGCUCCGCUCUGCGGCCGCGCCUCUGAGCUGUCCGGCAGGCUCAGGCUCCGACACCUCCGUUCUGUUGGCUGAGCGCCAUGAGGCGGCUUCUAUAUUCGCUGCUGCCCCUGUUGCUGCUCCUUCUCCAGCCUUGGGAAACCCAACUGCAGUUCGCAGGUCCCAGGUGCAGUACUGGGCCCCUGGAUUUGGUGUUCGUGAUUGACAGCUCGCGCAGCGUGCGCCCCUUCGAGUUCGAGACUAUGCGGCAGUUCCUGGUAGGCCUUCUCCGCAGCUUGGACGUGGGGCCUAACGCCACUCGCGUCGGCGUGAUCCAGUAUUCGAGUCAAGUGCAGAGCGUCUUCCCGCUCCGAGCCUUCUCGCGCCGCGAGGAUAUGGAGCGCGCCAUCCGCGCUCUAGUGCCGCUGGCGCAGGGCACCAUGACCGGGCUGGCGAUCCAGUACGCCAUGAAUGUGGCCUUCAGCGUGGCCGAGGGCGCGCGCCCGCCGGAGGCGCGCGUGCCUCGCGUGGCCGUCAUCGUGACCGACGGGCGGCCCCAGGAUCGCGUGGCAGAGGUGGCCGCUCAGGCGCGCGCCCGCGGCAUCGAGAUCUACGCCGUGGGGGUGCAGCGCGCCGACGUGGGCUCCCUGCGCGCCAUGGCGUCCCCCCCGCUGAACGAGCACGUCUUCCUCGUCGAGUCCUUCGACCUUAUCCAGGAGUUCGGCCGGCAGUUCCAGGGCCGGCUGUGUCCCCUUGACCUCUGCACCAAAAGGGACCAUAGCUGUGGGCAUCACUGCAUCAGCGUCCCUGGCUCCUAUUUCUGUCAGUGCCAAGCUGGCUUUGUACUCCAGCAGGACCAGAGGAGCUGCAGGGCCAUUGACCACUGCAGCUUUGGGAACCACAGCUGCCAGCAUGACUGUGUUAGCACUUUUGGUGGGCCACAGUGCCGCUGCAGAGAGGGCUAUGACUUGCUGCCUGAUGGGAGGAGCUGUCAGGCCCGGGAUCUUUGCAAUGGCGUGGACCAUGGAUGUGAGUUCCAGUGUGUGAGUGAGGGCUUCUCCUACCGCUGCAUGUGUCCUGAGGGGCGGCAGCUCCAGGCAGAUGGCAAGAGCUGCAGCCGGUGCCGGGAAGGCCACGUGGACCUGGUUCUGCUCGUUGAUGGCUCCAAGAGCGUGCGCCCGCAGAACUUCGAGCUGGUGAAACGCUUCGUGAACCAGAUCGUGGACUUCCUGGACGUGUCCCCCGAGGGCACGCGCGUGGGGCUAGUGCAGUUCUCCAGCCGCGUGCGCACCGAGUUCCCGCUGGGCCGCUACGGCACGGCGGCCGAGGUGAAGCAGGCGGUCCUGGCCGUGGAGUACAUGGAGCGCGGCACCAUGACCGGGCUGGCCCUGCGCCAUAUGGUGGAGCACAGCUUCUCCGAGGCGCAGGGCGCGCGGCCCCGGGCGCUCAACGUGCCCCGCGUGGGCUUGGUCUUCACCGACGGCCGCUCCCAGGAUAACAUCUCCGUGUGGGCGGCGCGAGCCAAGGAGGAAGGCAUCGUCAUGUACGCCGUGGGCGUGGGCAAGGCGGUGGAGGAAGAACUGCGAGAGAUCGCCUCGGAGCCAGCCGAGCUGCACGUGUCCUACUCCCCGGACUUCAGCACCAUGACGCACCUGCUGGAGAACCUCAAAGGCAGCAUCUGCCCGGAGGAGGGCAUCGGCGCGGGGACAGAGCUUCGGAGCCCCUGCGAAUGCGAAAGCCUCGUGGAGUUCCAGGGCCGCACGCUGGGGGCGCUCGAGAGUCUGUCGCAGAAGCUGGCCCAGCUGACCGCACGCCUGGAGGAUCUGGAGAACCAGCUGGCUACCCAGAAGUGAGGGCCGCUGGUGGCCGGGACCCGGGCAAGGAACGCGGCCCCGCGGACAGCCGCAGCCCUCUACCCCCGCUCCGGGGGCGCCGUCGGGGCGCCGGGCCCGGAGAGAACCUGGGUCCUCCCAGGCCUGGGCUGUCGCGGGGGAGGCGCUGGCGGGCUCCCAGCGCUGCGCUUGAGCUGGGCUCGCCGGGACCAGAAGUCGGACUGCGGGGAGGGG
Messenger RNA from Odocoileus virginianus texanus, 2054 nucleotides. The record is from RefSeq and is a predicted model, not a curated record. NCBI's taxonomy places the organism in Eukaryota, Metazoa, Chordata, Mammalia, Artiodactyla, Cervidae.